AUGGAGGAGCCACCAUCGAAGCGCUUCAGGUAUACCACAUACACUGAACAGCUCAAGCAAGUCACCGUGGAUGUCGGUAAGCGUAAGGGACCGUCAUGGAAUGUUGAAGAGUAUGACUCGGAUACCGAGGACAACCGAACCCCUUUCACAGCUGAACUUGAUCGUUUGUCAAUUCAUGACCUCACCACUGGCUAUCAAAAUUUUCAUGCCUCCAUCAAACCCCUCUCCACCACCCUGACUCUCAUCCUCCUGAACCUUCAGCCAAUAUCUGACAACUUCUAUACUUUCUACUCGGCCUUGAAACCCGACGACGACCACUCCAAUUCAGGCGUUUCGUCGGUCUUAUCCCUUCAUCAUGCUCUAUUUGAGACCUGCAUGGCCGAAGCGAUCCCUCAGCUCCCCCAAACGGUCAAACACAUUCUUCACAUUGGUUCCAUCCCUCAAUUGGAUCCAAGCGUAGUGGAAAAAGCAUACUCAUCUCUGUCGCUUAUUCUUCGUACUAUUACUUCCCACCUUCUCAAAUCUGAUCCAGCUUCCCAACGAGUCCUCAGAGAGACAUGGACCGAAGUAAAGCUGUAUAUGGUGCCAAAGCGUAACAAAUCAUACGUUCGGAAAUGCAUCGCCGAAGCAUGGUCGGUGGUGAUCCGAAAAGCACGAGGAGAUGGGCUGGCUAGACUUAUGGACAUAAUGCUCGAAGACGACAGUGAAGGAUUGGAGGUGGUCUGGGCUUGCGCUCUGAAGGGACAAGGAAGCAACCUUCAUUCAAGGGCUAUGGCAGUGAUAGACACAUUACUCGACCAUGCCGCUGCGACCUCAAACUCUACCAACAAAUCGAUGCUGAUGAAGGUGUUGACUUCUCUGGUCCAUCACUGCUCCUCUUCCACAAUCACGCCCAUUGUCGAUGCUGUCGUAUCACGCCUAGACCUUCCCAUAGGGCCCUCUUCUUCCACUACUCCUGUGACUUCCUUUUCAGCAUCAUCCACAACGCUGCUUGAGCUCCUAUCGGUCCUUCUCUUCACGCGCAAAGGCAAGCGUUUUCCCGAGAGUCAUAUCCGACCGGCAAUGCUCAAGCUGCAGGCUUUGGUGCAGGAGCUCCCGUCGAUGGACGGCGAGAUUAACAAUACCGAAAUAGAGUGGAGAAGAGCUUUGGUCUCAGUUGUUGUCGGCUGUCUUGAGGUGGGACAUCUUCAACAAUGGCUUAGCCCAGGAGUACAGCUCAUCGAGAAACUUUGGGACGUUUUGACUGUACAUGAAAAGUACGCAUUCGCUAGUAUGCUGGUCGCGCACAAGUGGGCUGGGGUAGAACAAUUCUUGUUGCCUCAUAUUGCAAAAUCGGCGCUGGCCAAUGUGCGAACGGAACCCCUCCCUAUCCUUCAGCUUUUGCGUACUCUCGCCACUGCAGGCUACCUGACAGGCGGACUUUCCAACGUCCAAGGUGGACGUUGGCGUGACAGUCUUGUCUCUGCUCUGCAGGACAGCCUCGACAAUACCGAUAUCACCGAUGAAACUCGUGCGGCCGAUCGACGCAUCGUGGGUCAUGUUCUCGAACUCCUACCAUUAUUCGCUAGCACCAAUAAAAGAACAAUUAUCCGAUUGCAAGCGAUGAUAUCGGCCUUGAUCGAAGCUCAAGCCAAUUUCAGCGCAGCUACUUUGCGACAAACUUGGCUUAGUUCUAGCCCCUGGAACGCCGCUCAUAUCUUGGCAAAGCUCCUGCGAUGUUGUAUCCGACUACUCGAACGACACGGUGACGAGCUUUCUCCCCUGAAGCAAUUUCUGUGCGAUCAGAGUUUUUUACCUGUCCUGAUGGAGAAAUGGGGGUGGAAUCGAGAGGUGCUGAGUUGUGUCGCUACAUUGCUCGAUCGUUGGCCAACAGAGCCACCUUUCAUCACCGAGGUAUCCGAGAGAUUACUCCCAAACCUGUUGUCAUCCGACUCGUCCCUUCGUUUGUCAACUCUACGUAUUCUGAAAAAUACUACCUCAGGGACCGCCGAAGAAGUGUGGGAAUUAGCUCGUCAUGUGGAAUCUGCAGAAGUGACCGCUCGAAACGUCCGCGAGCGUACCACUCAUAUCGCCCGUCUGGGAAGGUAUCUGCAAGCCUUGCCCCAGGUAGAUGCUCCAGAUGAGCUACUGCGAGCUGCCAUCAAGUACCUACUAUCGCAGCUGAAGGUCAAUUUCCGCCCAAUAUACCCAGAGGUCGUCAACAGUCUUGCUACUUUGGCCAAUAUGCACGGUGAUUUGAUCUGGUCGACAGUGUGGGGAGAGCUAGAGAAGGUGCAACAGGAAACUCGGUCCAAAACGACCGACCUUCUGUCCGAGACACCUCAAUGGAUCAAUGAUGGACGCGCCCCAGGUUCUACCAAUCGACUCGACGAGGACAACGAGGACUUCCUCUGUCCCAACCUGCAGAAAUCUCGGGUGAUUGAGGCAGCCGCGUGGUCUACAACAAACCAAGACGUCGCCGACCAGCAGGACACAGCAUCCCAGAUCUCCGAUGAAGUACUUGACAUCCCCAAUUACGAAGCUCAACUGAUUGCCGUUCUCUGUGCUUGCCCGUCAAUAGCGGAGAAGCAUACCCGACAUCUCGUUCCCAUCUUAUUCUCCGUCGCUCGCCAUUCAGACGCCGAAAUCACCCAACUGCAGCUGUCCACACGACAACGACAAUCACGCACAGCGGUGUAUCUGGAAUUGUUCGCAAAGUUUCAAAACCCCAAAGCUGCUUUCCGAACCGAUGAACUGCAUAUCCUUUACCUCGAGCUGGUCAGUCGUGGAGAGUCCAAGCUGCAAAGUCUUGCCUUGAAGUGCCUAAUGACCUACAAAUCUCCCAGUUUGAACCCGUACCACGAUAGUCUCCAGGCGUUGCUCGACGACUCUAAAUUCCGUGAUCAGUUAGCACACCUCCCUCUUGGGACCACUAGUGAAGCCAUCGAGCCGCAACAUCGUGCCGAGUUGUUACCAGUUGUCAUACGGCUGCUUUAUGGGAUCAUCACUGCACGGCGGGGGAAGUCCAGCGCCCAUGGGGCUGGUGCUAGGAAGCAGGCAGUCCUGACCGCCUUGAGCGGUUGCACAUCCGCCGAAUUGGGUACGUUGGUGGACCUCAUGUUGGAACCACUCUCUCAAAUCAGCCCGCCUGUCAGGCAGCGAAUAGGAUUCCUUGCUUUACUACAAGACGUGCUACGCUACCUAGGUCCACAAACCCUACCACACUGGUCUCGACUCAUCGAUGCUGUCAUCCUUCUUUUGCGUCACGCACAGACUGAAAUCGAUGGAGCAAUGAUUUCUGAGCAGGACCAAGGAGAGGAGGAAGAAGAAAAGGAGGAAGACGAAGAGGAGGUUCCGCACUCAACUGGUCAAGUUCGUGGGGUCCGUACUGCAGCCAUCAAACGGCUGGUACAGUUUCUCCGUUCCCCCAUCGAUUUUGAUUUCUCUCCUUUCUUACCACACAUCUUUGCUGUCGCCAUCUCCCCACGUCUCUCUAAACUCGAAAUCGAAAACACUCAAGCCCCAUCUGGUACACUGGACCUCAUCGCUGCCCUAGCCUCUCUCCCAUCUACAGCUCCGUCAUUGUCACGACACGAUGAACGAACUCUGCCCAAAGCAUUCGCCUGUAUGACCGCAGUCAAGGUAAAGCCUGCGGUUAUAGCGAGAGUUUUUGACAUCGUCGAAUCUUUGCUUGGUGAUGGGAAAGAAGAAAAUGACUCAUUAGAAGUCCUGAGGGAACAAUGCCAACCAUUGUUGGACAACAUCAUCAAAUUGUUGCCAAACAUGAGCCAAGCCGGUGACGACCUCAUGCGGCGGCUUCUCAACAUCCUCUCCAACUUAUCGGACAUUGUGACGGAGGGCCCACAAGCUCAGCAGUUGGUCUCGCUAUUGGGACCGAUGUUACGACGGUCAAAUAAACAGGUCUCGGAGAAGAGUAAAGCCAAUAUCCUCAACACUUUGCAAAAGCUCUAUGUCUUGUCACCCGAAUUCCAAAAUCCCCAGAGCACCUUCUUCGAGCGAAAUUACGAGCUCAUAUCCCAACAACUGCAAGUCAUCUUCUUCCCGUCUUCCCGUAAAGCCGUCCUGGCUGUCAUGAAGACAUUCGGUCAAGUGGACACAACCCUGCAGAAGACGAUAGACCUGAUUUGCAACCUGAACGCUUAUUCUUCCAGACGGAUCGAGGAGCCCGAUUUUGAUAAGCGACUAGAGGCUUUCGCUAUGUUGACAGACACGGAUGCCGAGUUGCCACUUGGGAGUAGAGAAUGGCUUCCCAUUCUACGUACAGUGCUGUUUUUCAUCCACGAACCCGAGGAGUUGUCUAUCCGUACGAACUCAUCCGCAGUUCUUCGCCGUUUCAUCGACCUGGCUGGCUCUGCCACCGAAGGUCCACUCAUCGACUCUCUUACACAUAUCAUUCUUCCUGGCCUUCGUCGCGCACUGAAAUCUAAAUUGGAAUUGGUCCGGAACGAGGCUCUCUUGGUCAUCUCCCACGCUGUACAAAUCUCUACUGGUCUGCCCACUCUUACAGAGAUGACUCCCCUGCUAGCGGAUGGAGACGAGGAGGCGAAUGUGUUCAUCAAUAUCGGACACAUCCAAGUUCAUCGACGAUCCCGAGCUGUUCGACGCCUACGAGACUUCAUCUCAGAGAGUGUGGUGGGCGAGAAUAAUUUGUUUCACAUUUUCCUACCGAUCCUGGAGCAUAUCAUUAAUGGUGCAACCGAUGUGACGGACCAUCAUCUUAUCAAUGAGUCGAUAACAACCCUUGGGGCUUUGGGAGGGCACUUGAGAUGGAGCAGAUACAACGGACUUGUCAUGCGAUACCUCAAGGCGGGAAAGACGAAGACAGUUCAACAAAAGUAUUUCAUCAGGACUAUAUCGGCACUGCUUGAAAACUUCACAUUUCCGUUAGCCGAGUCGCCUGUCGUUGAAUCUCAUCCCCAGUCAGCAGCAGUUGCACUUGACGCAGCUGAAGUGGCGGAAGAAGUGGAGUCAGAUGCCGGGGAUUUGCCGGAAGAGAUCACACCCAUCGAAAGGGUUCCAAGCUCGAAGAUCGCAGAGGCGGUCACUGAACGUCUACUUCCUGCAAUUUCCGACUUUGUGGCUUCAAGGGACGAGACGGAUCCCGCGAUCAGAAUUCCUCUUGCUCUUGGUGUAGCGAAAUUGGCAAGUAAGCUUCCCGGUGACCUUGGGUCGAACGAAAUCACUCGUGGCUUGACGACUGUGUCCCAAAUCCUUCGUAGUAAAGAGCAGGACACACGUGACAUCGCUCGAGAGACCAUUGGAAAGAUUGCAGUGUACCUCGGACCUUCAUGGCUCGUACGAGUGCUGCAAGAAUUACGAACUGCGUUGCAGAGAGGACCACAGAAACAUGUAUUGGCAGUGACGACUCAUUCUAUACUCGUGCUCGCUACCACCGAAGCGAACGACCGUUUCAUCGACCUCAACGCUGCAGUGGAAGACGCGGUAUCUAUCUCAGCCGAGGUAAUCUGGGGUGGAUCUGGAGAAGACGCAGCCGCAGAGGGAUACAAGACCAAAAUGAGGGAGGUCAAGGGUGCAACAUCGCGGGGUCUUGACACAUUCCAGUUGGUCGCCCGACUCGUGUCCGCCGCCAAACUCAGCUCGGUUUUAGCUCCGGUCAAGGAGAUAAUGCAUGCCUCUCAAGCGGUCAAGACCAUGAAACAGGUGGACGAGGUGUUACGACGCAUUGCUCUGGGUCUGAACGCCAACGUCAUGCUUUCUCCUGAAGAUAUCCUUUCGCUCUGUUACUCCCUCAUUUCUGGCAAUUCAGGAUACACCAGAGUCAAACGAAAAGCUCAGAAAGAAGCAACAGCAAAGGAGAGCUACCGCGUACGGAUGAAGAGGGACGACAGGGAACAAGAAGAUUUCUUUCCUCUGAACGCGCACAAAUUCGUCUCUUUCGGUCUGGACCUCUUUAUUACCGCCUUUCGAAGGGGUAAAUUCAAUUUCGAUGAGCCAGGUCAUCUCUCACGAUUGGCUCCUCUGGUGAACGUCAUUGGGAACACGCUUUACUCUCCAACUUCUUCAGUGCUCAGUCUCGGUCUCAAGGCCGCAGCGGCUAUCACCAAAUGUCCCUUGUCUCAGGUCGACGCCGCUCUUCCCGUCUUCAUCAGUAACAUCUUCAAAGUGCUCAAGUCAGCUGGAGGCUCUGCCGAAUCUGAAGUUGCUCAAAUUGCCUUGAAGACCCUAGCGGUGAUUUUAAGAGAAAACAAGACGUCUCAAGUCACAGAUACUCAACUCAAAUAUCUGGUCGAGAUAAUCACUCCAGAUCUUGAAGAUCCCUCUCGACAGAGCGCCAUAUUCACUAUCCUCCGUUCGGUAGUGGGUAGACAAUUCGUCAUUCCGGAGAUAUACGACUUGAUGGAAAGAGUAUCAAGUAUCAUGGUCACUUCCCAAGCGGUACAAGUGCAAGAGAUGUGUCGUGGGUUGCUCAUGCAGUUCCUUCUAGAGUUCCCUCAAGGACCCGGUCGUCUGAAAGCUCAAAUGACUUUCUUAGCCAAGAAUCUUGACUACGAGUUCGAAUCGGGAAGAAUCAGUGUCAUGGAGAUUCUCGCUGCCGUUUUCGACAAGUUCUCUGACCAGCUUAUCGAACAAUAUGGAGAUAUGUUCUUUGUUGCUCUUGUGGCUGUCAUCACCAACGAUGAAAGCGAAAAGUGUCGUCUCAAUGCGGGUGCGUUGGUGCAGAAACUGUAUGGAAGAUUUGGGAAUGAACACAGGGUGAAAACAAGACAAGUCCUCCAGAGUUGGUUGAAUCAGAUUAAUAACCCAGCUCUGGGUCUGACAUCGCUUUUGGUCUACUCUCUUCUUGUCGACAUCCAAGACGUGGAUCCUAGACUGGUGGACGAAGUCGCCUCAGCUAUCAGACCCAUUAUUCAAAGCAGCGCUAAAGAUGUUGCCAAAGCGGAAGAAUCGGACGAUCCUAUCUCUCUAUCUCAUCCUGUUCCCUUGCAGGCUUUGACACUCGCAUCCAAAUUGGUUAAGCUUCCAGAAAUAUCUGUGACAUCACUCCCCUGGACCGAUAUUUCUUACCAUCUAGGCUUCCCACACGACCAACAAGAACUAUUGGAAGUGACGAAGAAAGCAUGCUUGCUGUUUACUCCGGGCAAAAACGAAGACGGGGAGUAUGUGGUUGUGGACGGCAAAUUGGCCGACGAGCUGGCGAAGUUGUUAUGGCAUAUAGGGAAACAUUGGGCGACAACAGAAGCGGAUGGUACAAAUCCGAGUAUGAUUGCACAUGAGGACGAUAGCGAUGAGGAUGAAGGCGAAGAAUCUAGGGGCGGGAAGAGUAAGUGGCCACUGGCAUGGCUAAUGUCACGGAUGUCUUACCUCGUUCGACAACUCGUGGUCACACGUCCAGCAGCCCAUCAGAGCAUGUUUACAGGGGACCUCUGGAUUCCACCCACCAUGGCCAUCCUCCGAUUCUUCGCAGGAAUGUAUCAAACUCUCUCCCGAUCACAAUCCUCCCGUUUCUUACCCCACGUACUCAGUCCCAUCCACCGGAUUCUGGAUGAUGUCGAGUUAUCAACUACAGCAACCGAACUUGACGCACUCAGAGCACUCGCCACUGAGAUUCGUGACUUUGUUCAGACCAAAGUGCCCGCUUCGGACUUUGCCAAAACUUGGGAAUCCCUUCGUCGUCAUACCACUGAAAAACGUGAAGAACGUCGACAAGCUCGGAACUCUAUGGCGGUGUCCGAUCCUCAGCGCCACGCUUUGCGUAAAGAGAAAAGAGGGGUGAUGAAGAAAGAAGCGAAGAAGAGAAAGGUUAAAAUGUUUGCGGAUGGUAAAAUGAGAGAGAGACCUAGUAAGCGGCGGAGUUAGCUUGAUAUUUAGUACGAUGCAUUGAUCUAUUUUUGAGGUGAAUG
Molecule: messenger RNA, 7862 nt
Organism: Tremella mesenterica DSM 1558
Lineage: Eukaryota; Fungi; Basidiomycota; Tremellomycetes; Tremellales; Tremellaceae
Exons: 9
Coding region: 1-7818 (2605 amino acids)
Cellular component (GO): small-subunit processome; nucleolus; 90S preribosome
Source: RefSeq, a predicted model, not a curated record